Molecule: messenger RNA, 711 nt
Organism: Lachancea nothofagi CBS 11611
Lineage: Eukaryota; Fungi; Ascomycota; Saccharomycetes; Saccharomycetales; Saccharomycetaceae
Source: the annotation of a GenBank genome assembly
AUGUCUGACUAUCUAUCAGAGCUAUCAACGUUCAGUACUUGUGAUGUAUCUGACGGUCUGUUAAACAAGUAUGGUGACGCUUCAGGCGGCUUCAUACCCAAUCUACAGAAAUGGUCAGGUCCGUCUGACAACACGGUUGCAGGGAAAGCCUACACAGUAUUGUUUGCUCAACAUGAUGAUCCUCGGCCAGAAAUAAAUUACAUCGACACUAUUCCUGCUGGUAGUUUCCUGGUCAUUGCAUUGACAAUCCCUUUACAAUUAGAAGAUGCACCUUACGUUAGAGUGUCUCAAGCGCUGUAUGGCGGUUUAAUGUCUCGAAGGGCACAAUUCCAGGGCACAAAAGGCACAGUUGUGCUUGGGCGUAUCAGAGACGUCGAAGAACAACACUCUUUAGAGUAUCCCGUUUACAGCUACUCAUUAGGGACCUGUGCCUCAAAAAUGGCGGUGAAGCCUGUCGCAGUACAAAUUCCUUUGCAAGUCUUGGUGCGUGAAGCUAACGUACAAACUAUACACCCAGAUGAUUAUAUCAUUGGCGACAACAACGGAAUUGUUCGAAUUCCCACUUCUAGCGUUUGCAUGCAAGAUCUCAUGUUAUACAUCAGGAAGUCCAUCGAGGUGGACCGCCUUGUCGCUCAGGAUGUUGCAGAAGGAAAGCCUUUGAAAGCGUCGCAGAAAGAGCGCAGGGAAGUGUUAAAAGAGCUACUGUUGUGA